AUGUCUAAACUAGUCAGAAGAACUAUUUUACCUGCCAUAACGGUUGUAUGCAUCGUUUUUUUCGUAGUACUAGAAUCCUCAAAGAAACCAAAUGAUUCCUUAUAUGAUGCUGGAUCCCACAUAUUUGAUUCCAUAAGUCAUUUAUCCUUUGUUGAUGGACAACUAAUAGAACACAAACCACCAAACCAACCACUUUUGAACGAGCAAUUUAAGAAUAUUGACAGCAACCCAGAUAUUAAUCUACAAACCAUUAAGCAAGCGGAUGGAGAAAAGAAAAAGUUAAAGGAAAAAGAAGAAGAAGAAGAAAAGCAAUUGGAUCCUUGUACAGUAUUCAAUCCAAUAAAUAAAGGAUUUAUUGAUUUGAGUGGAUUAUCGUCCUUGUCAAACGAAGGCAAAGCGUUGCCAUGGGUUUCUAAAGGAUACGACAGUGGUAAGAAUUAUACAAUAGGUAUAUGUUCAUCUCCAUUCAAAAAACACCAUAGUGAGAUCACUGAAAUCCAAGACAAUCUCAACUCAAGUUUAAUUGGUGCAUAUUACGUUGAUGCCGAAACCAAAAAAUAUGUAUCUAUGGGUAAGUAUUCGACUGUACCCAAAUUUAGAGGUAGAAAAUUGACUUUAACAUAUGAAAACGGAUCCUAUUGUGAUAUAAUUGAUAACAACACAAAUCAAAGACUACGUAAAUCGACUAUUUUAACAUUUACUUGUGAUCGUGAAAUGUCAGCUAGAGCACUGGUUUCAUAUAUUGGUCAAGCAAAUGAAUGUACUUAUUUUUUUGAAAUCAGAUCACAUCAUGCAUGUCCUACUGCUGCUAAAGCUAAUAAUCUAGCUGCUGUAUGGAUAUUUUUGUUUAUAUUUUUGGCUGCUGUAUUUGUUUACUUUUCUGGUGGAUUGUUGUAUAGACAGAUGAAACAGGCUUCAAGUGCUAGAAGUAAAGUAUAA
Candida dubliniensis CD36 is the source of this 939-nucleotide messenger RNA. RefSeq lists its product as uncharacterized. The transcript has a single exon. Gene Ontology annotation, biological process: vacuolar transport. The record is from RefSeq and is a predicted model, not a curated record. Lineage: Eukaryota; Fungi; Ascomycota; Pichiomycetes; Serinales; Debaryomycetaceae. The coding region runs from base 1 to 939 and encodes 312 amino acids.